Rhincodon typus (whale shark) is the source of this 678-nucleotide messenger RNA. It is a transcript of the gene fdps, whose product is annotated as farnesyl diphosphate synthase (farnesyl pyrophosphate synthetase, dimethylallyltranstransferase, geranyltranstransferase). The transcript has 5 exons. The annotation marks the transcript as partial. NCBI's taxonomy places the organism in Eukaryota, Metazoa, Chordata, Chondrichthyes, Orectolobiformes, Rhincodontidae. Gene Ontology annotation, cellular component: cytoplasm. The record is from RefSeq and is a predicted model, not a curated record. Gene Ontology annotation, biological process: trans, trans-farnesyl diphosphate biosynthetic process. Gene Ontology annotation, molecular function: dimethylallyltranstransferase activity; (2E,6E)-farnesyl diphosphate synthase activity.
AGCAAUCCCUCCCCACCCCACCAUCUCGGGCACUGUCUCAGUGCAGCUUCUUGUUGUUGUAGUGGCUGACCGCUCCCCCAACACGAUGCCAUGUAUCGGCCGCUCCUGUGCCGCGGUGCCAUGCUGCUAGCCCCCCGCCUGUGCCGACCGGCCAGUCCUGUGCCGAGGGAGCUGACCCGGGACAGUGACGGCAGGCAGUGGGCCAUGAGUGUGGACAGGCUGAAAGCGGAUGGAUGGGAUUUUGAGCAGAUCUUUCCCCAGCUGGUGGAGGUCCUCACACGUGAGGAACUGCAGCACCCACUGAUCGGAGAUGCAAUCAAGCGCUUCAGAGAGGUGAUUGAGUACAACGUUCCUGGUGGGAAGAGGAAUCGGGGUCUGUCUGUGGUGACCUCUUUCCGGGAGCUUGCCAGCCCAAAGCUGCAGACCCAGGAGAACUUCAGGAGAGCGCUGAUAGUUGGCUGGUGUGUGGAGCUGCUCCAAGCAUUUUUCCUGGUCGCAGAUGACAUCAUGGAUCAGUCUAUCACCAGGAGAGGCCAUGUCUGUUGGUAUCGAAAGGAGGGCAUAGGGCUGGAUGCGAUUAAUGACUCAUUCCUCCUUGAAGCUGCGCUGUACCAGCUCCUUCGCAAGUACACGAAAGGCCAGCCCUAUUACGUGAACCUACUGGAGCUGUUCCUGCAG